AUGUGUAAGCAUAUUCUGAAUGCACAAGUAGCAGUGCGUGCGCCGUGCUGCCGCAAAUUUUUUGAUUGCCCCGAGUGCCACGCAGAGACGCAGGACCACGCGUUGGCAAAAACGACAGUGCUCGCGUUUCUGUGCAAAAAGUGCCGGCGUGCAUUUCGCAAAGACAUGGAGCAUUACGAGGAUGCAGAUGAGUUCUGCCCGCACUGCGAUAAUCACUAUGUGAUUGAAGCGAAAACACCGCAGCUCAUGCUCCAGGUCGAGGGCGAGGACGGGCGUGUGGACCCAAGCAUGAUCCGCGAUGACCGCGCGCGCGCACGUAUUUCAGCUGAGGAUCAUGGGAGUAUUGACCAUGGCGGAUAUCAAGCGGCAGCGCUCGCAUUCCAGCAAGACCUGGCGAAUGGCAAUCUCGCGCGUGCAUCCGCGCCUUUGCCAUCGCUGGUCAAUUUGAAUAACGACGACUUGGAUUGGGAGUAG
This is a messenger RNA of Malassezia vespertilionis, 474 nucleotides long. RefSeq lists its product as uncharacterized. Lineage: Eukaryota; Fungi; Basidiomycota; Malasseziomycetes; Malasseziales; Malasseziaceae. Gene Ontology annotation, biological process: protein import into mitochondrial intermembrane space. Gene Ontology annotation, cellular component: mitochondrial intermembrane space. The record is from RefSeq and is a predicted model, not a curated record. Bases 1 to 474 code for a protein of 157 amino acids. The transcript has 4 exons. Gene Ontology annotation, molecular function: zinc ion binding.